AUGAGUGUGCAUCAUCUUGAGCAAGUAUCCUGCGGUCGGAAUGAUGAAAUGUCCCUGGAUGUCCGAUGGAACAAUGCACGACUCGUCGUUCACCUCAAGCUGUCUCCCUCGAUCUCUACUACUUCUACACCAAUAGAAAACACCUUCAUCCAGAAAUUCAACUCUGCCAGCGAUGAGGAUGAUGGGGAACAAGCAGAGCGUCUCUCAGGCGAGUUCCUGGAUGCCGUUGUAGAGAUUGGCCGGCACAGCUUUGAUCAUCUCGCUCCUCCAACUGUACAAUUACAAGACCUCCACACUGUCCUCUUCCCCAAAGAAUAUAACUUUCUCUUUCGAACCUCCGACGGAAAAGCAGAAGUCGUUCGCGGCAACGAUGCUAUGAAAAACCAGGAUCUCCUCGAUAUUCUCGUCCUUGAAAACCUUAUGGGUGAUGGCUACAUCGCACGUGUAAAGGUACACGGCAGAGAGAUGUGCUCAAAGGCUGGAGAUGCAAAGGGGGAACGUGCCGCGCAAAGAGAGCUCGACUGUCUCUGGAAGAUUUAUAUCUCUGGAUACGCAGACGCUCUUGGCGUGCCAAAUCUCCUGGGAUUGGUUAAAAACCCCGAAAAUAAUUGUGUUAUUGGGUUUUUGGAAGAGUACAUCCCCGUCUCGCCAACCCGGGAGUUAUCGACACUGGCUAGUAUUGAGAAUACCUCUGUAAUUGACAAGGAUCGCCGGAUGAAGUGGGCGUUGCAACUGCAGGACACCAUUCGGAUCCUUCACAAAAUCAACGUCACAUGGGGUGACGCCAAAGCCUCCAACGUGCUGAUACACCACGAUACGGACGAUGCUUGGGUCAUUGACUUUGCUGGUGGAUGGACGGAUGGCCGUGUAGGUGACUCUUUGGCGGGAACAGUGCUGGGGGAUGAAUAUGGGUUGAAGAAGAUACUUGAGUUCUUAGAAGUGUAA
Molecule: messenger RNA, 945 nt
Organism: Pochonia chlamydosporia 170
Lineage: Eukaryota; Fungi; Ascomycota; Sordariomycetes; Hypocreales; Clavicipitaceae
Product: kinase domain-containing protein
Exons: 2
Coding region: 1-945 (314 amino acids)
Biological process (GO): protein phosphorylation
Molecular function (GO): ATP binding; protein kinase activity
Source: RefSeq, a predicted model, not a curated record